Molecule: messenger RNA, 1917 nt
Organism: Laccaria bicolor S238N-H82
Lineage: Eukaryota; Fungi; Basidiomycota; Agaricomycetes; Agaricales; Hydnangiaceae
Exons: 11
Coding region: 1-1917 (638 amino acids)
Cellular component (GO): spliceosomal complex
Source: RefSeq, a predicted model, not a curated record
AUGGAUAUUGAUAAACUAUUCAAAGUGCCAAAACUUCCUGCAGGCGGUAACAAGAGGAAACUUCCCGACAACCCCACUCCAGAGAUGUUGAAGAAGCUGAAAAUGGAUUCCUCUACACCUAGCGUGUUUGCAGGAGAUCCCAGCCGGUACUACUCUACCCAAGCCAAGGGGGAGACCAAUUCAGCCAAGUCGGCGACCAUCCGGGAUGCACAGGACCAGGUCGCGGAUGAGAGCUUUGCUCCUGGAGGAGAUGCAGACUAUUUCGCGGAAGAGGACGACGAAGGACGUUUCUUUGGAGGAGGUUUGACGUCUGAACAGAAGACCAUUCUCAACAUAUUCGAUAACUCAACGGGUGAAGGUAUCCAAGAUGUUCCGCAAGAACUAUCCAUCACCCUUGUCCGAAAGUCACUGCUCACUUUUGAGCGCUGUGUAAAUAAAAAUCAAGAACAGCGUUCAAAAUAUCCUAACGAUCCUUCUAGAUUCAUUGAUUCCGAGGCAGACCUGGAUAGUGUCAUAAAAUCCAUGUUAUCCUUAUCUCAGGCGCCUGUACUUGCAUACCCCGAGUUAGUGCGCUCCGGAGCGGUGGCGUUGCUCAUUGGACUCCUCGCUCACGAGAACGUGGACAUCGUCAUUGACGUAGUCGAACUGAUCCAUGAACUUACCGAUGAAGAUGUCGGCAACGACCUUGAGAAUGAUGAAGCGUUGGAGGAGAUUGAGGCGGCCUUAAAACUCUUGAUUGACAGUUUGGUAGAGCACGCGAUCCUAGAGCUGUUGGUUGAUAAUUUAUCUCGCAUGAACGAAACAGAAGAAUCUGAUAAACAGGGAGUUUUCCAUGUUCUGGCUGUUUUUGAAAACAUUCUAGGUUACAACCCAGAUCUUGCCUUACAACUUGUUUCCAAGACGAAUGUUCUGCCGUGGUUGUUAAACCGUCUGCAAUCAAAGACGCACGACGAAACCCGAGGAUAUGCCGCAGAACUACUCUCAAUUCUACUCCAAAAUAAUGUAGAUAAUCGGAUACGCUUCGGCAAGGAAAAUGGUGUCGAAUUGCUUCUAAAGGUUCUUUCGCAAUACAGACGGAAGGAUCCUGUGGACCCCGAUGAGACCGAGUUCAUGGAAAACCUGUUUGACUCGCUAUGUUCAGUCUUGAACGAACCCUCUAUCAAACAGCUCUUCCUCUCAGCGGAAGGGCCAGAUUUAAUGAUCCUCAUGAUGAAGGAGAAUAUGCAGUCUAAGUCUCGUGCCAUCAAGGCUCUUGACUACGCCAUGUCGGGAACGACGAGCUCAGGCGUGUGUGAAAGUUUUGUGGAGGCUCUUGGCUUGAAAGUCCUAUUCGCCGCACUCAUGGGAAAGUCGAACAAGAAACAUAAAAUGCAUGCUGCCUCUUCGGCAUCAGCGUCCGAAGACAUUACCCAUAUUCUUGGCAUCAUCGCAUCACUAUUCACUCAUCUAGCUUCUGAUUCUCGAGGUCGCAUCCGUUUACUAGCAAAAUUUGUGGAGGGAGAUUACGAAAAGGUUGACAGACUAAUAGAACUCAGAGAUGCUGCACAAAGUCGCCUCAGGAUGACUGACUUGGAGCUUGACGCGGAGAGACAACUUUCUGAGGACGGUGAGGCCACUUCCUCGGAGGACGCAGACUCAACAUACGUACGAAGAUUAGAAGGAGGUCUCUUUACGCUUCAAACUCUGGAUUAUAUCCUGGCCUGGCUGAUCAUGGAGGAUGAUGGGAUCCGCCUUCACGCUAUUCGCAUGUUGAGCCGAAAAAAUCAAUCUGUGAAUAAGAUCGUGGAAACUCUGCGUGUGUAUUAUGACAAUCUUCAAGAUGAAGAGCGACCAAAUGAAACAGAGCACCAUUUAUCUCGAAGAGAAAUAUUACAAGGUUUGAUAGCUGCUCUAGAACCUUCUCAGGAAAAUACAUAG